UCAAACAUUAACAUUCUCCAUUAGUUGACGGGUCUGUAAAACAUCCAGACAGUGACAAGCAAAGGUGAUGCCUAAUCUUUUUGUUCAAAGUGCACAGACUUACUUUACAGCAACACAAGACAUCAAACUCUGGAUUCUCUCCGUUAAACACCUAGAGCCAGUGGCGGUUCUACAUUGAAUUACUCCCCGUGCGAGACCCCCCUCUACCUUGAGGUGUGAAUGAAGCCGGAGGCUUGGCUGGAGCUGGGAGGCAGAUGGUGCCAUUUCAUUACUAUUAAAGAUAAACCCGGACUUUAUGUAACAUGUGUCACAUCUUAAAUGUUUUCUUCCAACUACAAAAUCAGAAGCGUCUCUACAGAAGUUUGCAGCCAGUGUGUAUAAUUUAUAAAUAAAAAUACCUGGAGCAAAAAGUGAAAGGUUUGCAACACGGGGUUGUAACUUUCUAAGAGACUUGAGUCACGUGGUUGUCUGGGCAUUACGUCAAAAACAUGCGACGUAAUGUUUGUUUAACACCAGGUCAAAAUGGAGCUGAGUUCUUCACUAAUACGUCCAUGGCCGAACACGGAGGAAAACUCUUCCAUAACAGUCGCCUUACUUUAUUCCGUUUUAAGCCUUAAUGUGCCUUCGGUGUUCGAUGACCAGAUGCUGGAGCUGUACCGUCUCCAAACGGGGCUCCUGAGGCGGAGGAGGCAGCGGGAGAUGAUGGAAAUGGACCGGCGGCGGCGACAGUAUCUGCGGAGGAGGAGAGCCUUCCUGCUGUCCUCCAUCGCCGCUGUCCUGAGUCUCAUGACCUCCACCAACAGGCCCGUCUGGGUCAGACACCGGAGCCCAGGUCACAACAUCUGGUCCAUGGCCGAUUCGUUCGACGACGAUGAGUGGAAGGCGCAGUUCCGCGUGUCCCGAGCGACCUUCGACUACCUGGUCGAACUGAUCGGCCCGGCCAUUAAACGCCGCAGGACGAACUACCGCGCCCCCAUCGAACCGCGCCGCAGGCUGGCCAUCACCCUGUGGUGGUUCUCCCGGUCCGGAGAGUACCGCUCCAUCGCCGACAUGUUCGGGGUAGGGAUAGCCACGGUGUGCGUGAUUGUGCGCCAGGUGACCUCAGCCAUAGUGGAGCGGCUGUAUCACCGCUUUGUGUCGCUCCCGAGCGGGCAGCGGCUGGACGACACCAUCAGAGCCUUCAAGGACCGCUGCUACCCGCAGUGUGCCGGGGCCAUCGGCGUGACCCACAUACCAAUAGCUCCUCCGAGGACCAACCCCGAUCACUACAUCAACAAGAAAGGGUGGCACUCCGUUAUUUUGCAGGCUGUGGUCGACCACAACGUUUGCUUCACUGAUGUGUAUGCUGGCUGGCCUGGGAGCACCAACAGUGCCACGGUGCUGUCCAGCUCAGACCUGUACCUGAAAGCAGAGGACCGCCCCGAUGGUUACCUGUUCCCCAGGGAGAGAUCUCUUGUGUCUGAUGGAGUGGAGAUCCCCGUCCAUCUGAUUGGGGAUCUAUCAUUCCCGCUGAAGCCCUGGCUGAUGAAAGGAUACAGCGAGGAACACCAGCUCUCUCCUGUGCAGCGUCGCUUCACCUACACCCUCUCUGCAGCUCGGUCUGUGGUUGACACUGCUUUCACACGGCUGAAAGGACGCUGGAGGUGUCUCCUGAAGAAAAGCGACAUUGACAUCUUGAUGAUGCCCAGAGUUGUCGCUGCGUGCUGCGUGUUACACAACAUUUGUGAACUCAGAGGAGACGGUUUCCUUCCUGAGUGGAACACUGAGAUGGCUCCUUCUGGAAAUUAUUUAAUACAGCCUGAUAGAGAACUACAUGCAGAAGACAUGUACUGCACUGCUGAGGUGAUCAGAGACACUAUCACCUAUAACCUCUUGACAAUAUUGCAGUACUGAACACAGACUGACUUCAGUAACGUCCCAGCAGCUCAAUAAAAAUCAAGACAAAGACCUGCCAUUAUUAACUUCUGCAGUGUAGAAGUUACACGAGCAAGAUAACCUUACAGAGUUUUAAUGACAUUUCUAGUGUUGCUUAGAUUUGUCUUUAAGAUGUUAAUUAAAUCAUAUAAAAUCUUGAACUUCCUGUCACUGUUUCCACAGAAUCAUUAAAUCAGAACAUGAAAAACUGCUAAAUGUUUAUAACAUCAGUAGCAAUCAGUGCUGCAGUUUUCUACAUCACACUGAUGUAGCGCAAAUGAUAUUUUUUAGCAAUCACAAUUUUGUGUUAAUUGUACUUAUUUCAAUUUUAUGCUUCUUUAUACUUUUACUCUACCACCAUUCAGAACUAAAUAUAGAACUUUAUACUACACUACAUUUAAGUACAGGUUAUUGAUACAUCUGUUACAUUUUCAGUUUUAACAGUUCUACAGUCCAUUGUGUGCAGGUGUAAAUGUUAAUAACCUCUUCUAAAUGGAUU
Monopterus albus (swamp eel) is the source of this 2413-nucleotide messenger RNA. Its product is annotated as protein ALP1-like. Lineage: Eukaryota; Metazoa; Chordata; Actinopteri; Synbranchiformes; Synbranchidae. The coding region runs from base 523 to 1893 and encodes 456 amino acids. The transcript is spliced from 3 exons. The record is from RefSeq and is a predicted model, not a curated record.